Molecule: messenger RNA, 6789 nt
Organism: Anopheles arabiensis
Lineage: Eukaryota; Metazoa; Arthropoda; Insecta; Diptera; Culicidae
Product: inositol polyphosphate-4-phosphatase type I A
Exons: 8
Coding region: 542-4921 (1459 amino acids)
Cellular component (GO): cytoplasm
Molecular function (GO): phosphatidylinositol-3,4-bisphosphate 4-phosphatase activity
Source: RefSeq, a predicted model, not a curated record
AUCUCUUCGUCGUCUCCGCACUGCACUGAAGAGUGAACCGGGCCAGCUGGUCCGACGAACAGCCAGCUUCCCCUGCCACCCCGUCACACGAUGACCACCUAGUGUGUCGGACGAUUGCUUCUAUGCGUGUGCUAGGCGUUUACGUUAAAACGAGUGCGAGCGAGAGAGUGCGAAACACAAAGUGUGGAGUUUGGUUAAUGGAUGAGAGGGUGCGGGGAAGCUGCAACACACGGAAGGGCGAGUUCCGUGUUGAUACUCCCGGGCUCCUUUGCAGCUGUUGAGCCACCUUUACGGCGGAAAGAUAAGCUGCUCCGCCCGACCCUUUGCGUAACGAGCCGCGUAAACAAACAUUUCCAAUUUCUGCCCUGGGACAGAGGGCACAGCAACGCAGCACACUACGCCUGCCAAUAUCGGGGCCCAGCAAGCGUGCAAUCGUCACACAUUCCAAACGGCCUAAUUUGCCUACCCGUUUGCUGUUUUGUUACGGUCAUCUUUCAAUCCCUUAAAACGCAAAGGAUAAACCUCAGCCACCACCAUCAGAAUGCGGUUCAACAAGCAGGAGCUGAUCACACUGGCCACGCAGCCGAGCAACAAGUUUGAAAAGGAAGGGCCGCUGCACGUGACGGAAAAGCAGGAAGGUUUCUUCCGCAAAACAGAAGAUGAGUCGCAAACGGGCGCGAACGAUCGGCUCGGGCGCGGCAAGCGCCAAAAGCCAUUCAGUUGCAUCGGUAGCGCAUCGAGUCAAGUAAGCCUCGAGCGAUGGUGCAGGCUGCGGGGCAAUCUGCUGUUUUACUUCAAAAACACCGACCCGUUCUCGGAGCCGCAGGGCUGCAUCGUGCUGGAAAAGUACAAAUGCAUCAUGCCGCCCAACCACGAGCAGCAGGAGUACGAUGGUUACGUCUUCUAUUUGGAGUUUAACGAUGGCCUUCGGCAACGCUUUGCCGCCAACACGCAACAGGAGCGACUGGAAUGGAUGCAGGCGAUCGGGCUGGCCGAGUACGACAUCAAGCGGGCCCAGCUGAAGUAUCUGCGCGAGCAGAUCGACCGGAACCGGGGCACCAUUCACGACGUCGACAUCGAUAUGCUGCGGCUGCAGACGGGGAAAGAGAUCGGUAAGCAAUUGGUCCGUCACGAAAGACAAGAUUUGAACGAAAUCCCCAUCUGCGAGUCGGUCAUCUCGUGCGACAACCUGCUGUGCGACGGCAACGGCAAGCCGCCGAACCCGUCGGUCGUGGUGCAGGUCACGUCCAACAACCGGUCGUCCGGCUGGAUCAAGUACGGUCGGACGGAGGUGAUCGAGCGCAGCUCCAACCCCCAGUUCAUCUGCACCAUCGCGUUCCGCACGUGCGACGGGCUGCACAGCGAGUCGCUGAUACGCUUCACGGCGUACGACGUGCGCGAGAAGGUGACGCAGACGGCCGUUCCGAUCGGGUGGGCCGAGAUAUCGCUCGGCGUGAUAGCGGACACGUCCCGGUUGCGGAUACCGCUGCGCACCCAGGCUUGUGGCGAGAAUGCGGGCUUUCUGACGAUCGCGACCUGCACGCCGGACAUGGAGCGGCGCAACAAUCCCCGGUCGCCGCUAAAGUCGGGCCUGUUCGCUAGCACCGAGGCGCAGGAGCUUCUUCAGCAGCAGCUGCAGCAGCAGCAGUACCACCUCCAGCAUGAACAAUACCAGCAGCAGCAACAGCUGGGCCAUCGACGGUCCCAAUCGCUACCGCCAAAGCUGGGCAUCAAGCUGUUCAUUCCGCCACCGUCAAAGAUUGGGCUGGUCUUUACGAACCCGAGCAUCCACACCUACCGGCUGCAUUCCGGGCUCGGCGGCGACAUCAGCGUGCUGGAGGUAAUGCUCGAAAGCUACCUGUGCUACAUCAUCCCUCAGCAGCUGCUGUCCGUGUGGAUCGCGCGCGAGAAGGAGCUGCUGCAGGAGAUCUCGGGCAUGGGCGAGCUCGGGGGCGAAUGGCGCCAGCGGCAGAUGGAGCUGCUCGACAAGCACCUGAAGCUGCUGAAGGACUACUCGCAGGCGAAGCAGUACCUGCACCAGCAGCAGCAGCGUGGCCGCUCGUUCAAGCCGAGCUGCCGCAAAGGGGACGAGACGCUCGAGUUUGCGCCGGUCAACCUGCACCUGCAGCGCAUGUGGGCCCACAACGACACGCUCAAGCGGGCCGGCAUCCUGGACGUCGUGACGGUCGGUGCGUUCACGCGCCACUCGGGCAAAACGAAGACGGGCGGGCUGAUCAAGCUGCUGCACCAGAUCAAGGACUCGCCGUCGAAGAGCGAGGGCCAGCACAAGGUGGCGGCCGCGAACGAUGCGGUGCAGGCGAUCAAGCAGCUGCGCAAGGAGAUUGUGGAGAUCAUGUCGCAGCUGCUCUACCUGGCCAAGUCGAAAAACCCGAAGGGCAUGCUGCCGCUGUGCAACGAGAUGAUGACGAAGACGCGCGCCCUGCUGAACAUCUGGGAGCCGAGCCUGGUGGAGGAAGCGUUUGCGUUCAUCGAGCGGCACCGCAUCAUCGACGAUGCGACGGCGGGCGGUGGUGGAGAGCCAGGAGACACCGGUUGUCGGGAUGGUAGCGGUGGUGGUGGUGGUGGUGGUGGUGGCGGUGGUUUGCUGUCGGCCAACAGCCUGACGGUGGCGGCCAUGUCGCCGUUCAAGAAAAUUACGCAACAGCUCGGUGCGCUCGAUCUGAAAUCGCCCGAGCUGGAAGACUUCUCCACCCCGAUGGGGCCGGCGCCCGACCUGUGGCCGCAGGUACGCACCUCCAAAUCGGGCACGCUCGCCGUGCCGAGGGCCAAGCCGCCGGUGGUGCCGUCCCCGCCGUCGCUCGACCUGAGCGACACCAUCGCGACCAUCCAGAGCAGCUUCAGUCAGCUGCAGCAGGACGGAGCGGAAGGGGAGCAGUCCGGCAGCCAGGCGGCGGCGCCCUACACGCUGCCGAGCCCGUGCUAUCUGCCCACCGAGCAACCGUCCACCUCGAAGGCGAACCAACCGAGCGGCGGUGGCGGUGCAGUCACGUUCAGCGAAACGCAUUUCGACAUUAACGGCGAAGUGACGCUCAGCCACGUGCCACCGACCGUGCCAGCGAUGAAGCCGGCCGCCGGCAGCGAGCCGCCCCCGCAGCUCGCCAGCCUGCCAAACAUGGGCUCCUCUACGCUGACGGCGAACCAGCUGCUCGAGAACAAGAACGAGCUGCUCUCGAACGUGUACGACGAGCAGGGCUACCUGAUCGAGAACACGGCCAUCGUGCUCGGCCACAACGGGGCCUUUCUCGACACGAAGGUGAUGAGCUCGAGCCCGUCGGCCAACUACUACCGGCCGACGGAGGAACCGGAACCGCUCGACCUGACGCAGCUCAACAUCGAGGCGAGCGUGAUGUGUCUCGUGUCGAAGGUGAAGUUCCUGUGCGGCCGGUGUGGCAGCCCGGCGGUGCGUUUGCGCGCCCCCAAGGGCUCCACGCUCGGCACGCUGCAGCGCCCGACCAGCAUCGAGACGCUGCAGACGUACGUGGUCACCAGUCAGCCGCUAUCGCUGCCGCAGGCCGCAGGAGCAGCGGAAAGUGUCAGUAAGCCGGCGGCGGGCAGGGAAGCGGAUCCAGCACAGGAGGAGCAGACGCCACCGACGCCCGCAACCAUUAGCGAUGUGGCGCUGUGCGGCAUCGAGAUGAAAGCGACCGCACCGCCGUCGCUCAGCACGAGCAAGGAGCUAAAUCUGGCGCUUACGCAAGCGGUCGGCGAGGUGGCGCGCAAGGUGAAGAAGGGCAACAAGUUCACGGACGGGCUGGACCUGUCGGCGACCACCGACUGGGCGCUGGAGCUGCGGCCCUCGAUGAAGAAGCUGCGGCAGGCGAUGGACGGGCUGCUGAAGACGGCCCGCCUCAUGCACUCGGUCCAGCGGCUGCAGCAGGACAUGCGCAAAACGAGCGCCACGCUCGCGAUUAUGUACCGGCGGGACGUGUGCUUCUCCCAGGCGCUCACCUCCCUGGUCGCCGGUCUGAUGGCGAAGCUGUGGGGCCAGAACGUGACGGAGAACUUCAUCAGCGUGCUGGUGCACCUCGGCCCGCUCGCCUACUUCGAGGGGCUGCUGUCGCUAUACGGCAACGAGACGGACAUGUGGGGCGACAUGAGCGUGGCGGUGGAGGACCUCGCCACCGUCGGGUUUACGCUCGUGCGCAGCAACCUGCACCGGGACACGAAGGGCGCGAUACCGGUGCCGCGGGUGGCCGGCUCCCGGCAGGCGCUGCGCGUCCUGCUGCCCGUCCCCGAGUCGGUCUUCUGCCACCUGCCGACGAAGGAGGCGGUCAGCUUCCGCGUCACGCCCGUCUUCUUCAACAUAGGCAUCAACGAGAAGGCGACGGUGGCGGAGACGCUCGGCUUUACGCGCGAGCAGCACCGCUCGAACUGGGACAACUACGACCGGCUGAAGCAGUACCACAGCCGCUACCGGAAGGUGCCGUUCAACUUCGUCAAUCCGCACUGCUCGGCCAGCCAGGACACGCCGACGAAGGUGGGCGCGUACACCACGCCGCAGAAGGAGCUGCUCGUGCCGGAGCACACGGUUAUGAAGUUUCUGGCCGACCUGGAGGGCGAGCUGCGCGCGAACGGCUCGAAAAACUACGCCAUCCUGCAGCUGGCGGAGGAGGUGACGCGGGCGGUGCAGGGGCUACGCUUUACGUCGUGCAAGAGUGCGAAGGACCGCACGUCGAUGGCGGUCACGCUCGAGCAGUGCCGAGUGCUGCAGCAGGAGUUCCAUCUGUCCGCUGGGAAUGCCCAAAACGUGCUCAACACGAUGCGCAGUGAAGGCACCCGGUCCGACAAUACGAUGAAAAACGUGGGCACGCGCAAGUACGCGUUCAACAUGCCGCAGGUGCUGUCGCUGCCGGCCGUCUAUCGCCCGCCCGCAGGCACGUACGGCAAGGCGCAAACUUAGUGCCUGCCGGGCGCGCCACCAGCCAAGGGUGCGCCAUCGUUUUAAGCCCCCCAUUACACAAAUGCUAGCUUCUAAACACGUCUAACGUCUACGUAAUAGUUAAGAUUGUUGUUUCGUUUGAUCUUCUUUUUUGUUUAAUUUAACCAUUUUUUUAGUUAUUUACAUUUGUUGUAGAUUCUAUAUUGUUUCGUUUUAUCACCUUCCCACGCCAACCUUACUUCGUUGGGUCGGUCGGUUAACUUUACUUUACACGCGUUAGACGUAUAGGUGGCAAAAGUGAGAUAUCUGUUAAUAAGGGUUUUUUUUUGUUUUAAAUCUUAUAACAAACAGUCUACUGAGGCCAAGCAACAGCUAAGAAAGCUCAUUAGGUUAAAAAGCGCACAUUAACAUUAUUUGUGGCGAUGCAGCAUUUAGUCUACCCUUGGUUUUACCCUUUCGCAUAAACGGGUUCAACGCGGUUAGAACGUGUUUGUGUUCCAAGUGUUGUUGCAGCAUAUUUGUUCGUCUAACUCGUCGUAAUACUCACCUGUACCGAAUUUAAUAUUCUACCCCUUCAUUAUUUAAUCCGCCUGGGCUUAACGUUUCAUUUCCUUCGUGCUCGUUCCAUUCACGCUCGUUCAAGAGCCUCUUACCUUGCUUCUGAACAAAUGUAUUUCAUAAUAUUAACGUAAUAUUAAAGUAAAUCGAAGCUUUAACGAUAUCGUUUUCCAGUUAAAAGUUGUAGGGUAGCACCGAGCAAGAGAAAGGGUAGGGAAAAGAAAUCUUACUAAUCGAAUGAUAUAACUUACACCACUUUUUUUAAAUUGAAUCUUUUAUCCAUUACUAAUAACACAUAACAAAAAUACCACAGUCCCCCCCCCCCUCAUAUUAGCCUAUUCAACAUUCAUACACACACUCGAAGGUUUCUUCUGGUUCUUACCGUAGCAGGAGUGUGUAAUAUAGCGGGGGUUAAGCAUUAAGCAUGGAGAGGGAAUAGAAGAUGAGUAAAAUUUGGAUAUAGCAUUUUUCAUCGCAAAUAACGCGUUAUAUUAGUGAGGAGGGGAGAAGUACUUAGCGAAUUCAUCAUGAAACUCUAACCACACACCCACAUCAUCUAGCGUAGAUAAAUUCGUUCCAAAUAGAAUUCAACUAAUUAAAAGAAAACUACAUAGUCAUGCAUAGUCCAACAUAUCUUGGAACAUUUGUCGAAAAGCAGGCCAAAAGACGGGAUGAAAAAUUAAACGAUAACGAAUUAACUGUCAAAUACGGAGGCAGAUACUUAAACGCGUGUGGUUACAUGGAUAAUGCAGGGUAAAGAAGCAAUUGGACUUAAAACGGAACUGUCAUUUACAAAAGAAAUACCGCAACACUGUUUAUCGUACGUUUUGCAUUGCAUCGCAACAUGUGAACUCUGUGAACAUUGGUGUUCUAAAAAUCAGUGCCAAUCUAAUUUUGCCUAAUCUAAUCUAAAAUUCUUACUUCCUACGGAAACACAUGUUUAAAAUUUCGCACGCGUGUGACAUUUUUAGUCUGAAGGAUUGCCCGUUCUCUGCCCAACGGGUGGCAACUCGAAUCCAGGGGGGUGUAGGGUUCGCGAUAGGUCAGCGUAUGCAUAGUAAAUCCUCAUACAUACACACAAACCAGUAUCGUUUUCAGCAUAUUGUUAGGGUAGGACCAACAUAUUCCGACAAGCGCGUUAAUCAAAUCGUGUAAACCUACGUAAGCGUAACAUUGAGUGAAAUUUGAAAUCGAAAAACCAAAUGCACUGUGUCCCGCCCUUGGUGUGGGACCGAUGCGAGUUACAAAACCUGUUUCUAAGCCCGGCUGGAACUCGACGAGAGCGCGAUCGGGAGCUGCUGGUAAUAAAAGUGAAAAAUACUAACCAAAAA